Messenger RNA from Syngnathus acus (greater pipefish), 1800 nucleotides. RefSeq names its product acyl-CoA thioesterase 9, tandem duplicate 1 (gene acot9.1). The transcript has 16 exons. Gene Ontology annotation, molecular function: fatty acyl-CoA hydrolase activity. Bases 140 to 1447 code for a protein of 435 amino acids. Gene Ontology annotation, cellular component: mitochondrion. The record is from RefSeq and is a predicted model, not a curated record. Lineage: Eukaryota; Metazoa; Chordata; Actinopteri; Syngnathiformes; Syngnathidae. Gene Ontology annotation, biological process: acyl-CoA metabolic process.
UGGGCGUGACUCAUCCCAAUCCGGAAGUGUCCGUCUCCCUUGAAUCUAUGGUCCACAUCGUUCUGUUGGAACAAGGAGUGGAAAAGUGACGCUUUAUUUUUUCUCUUCAUGACAGCUCGUCUGCGUUCUUCUCGGCGCGAUGUUCUCAAAGAGGUUGAUGUCAUGUCUCCGAUCUUCCGCGUCCCUGGCGAGCAAAAGACUAAUGUGCUCGGCGGUGAAGAAGGGAUGUGCACCUGAUAUGGCCGAAGGAAAUCCUCUGUUGCACGUGUCAAACGUGCGGAACAGGCUGAGAGAAAUUGUGGGAGCUUCCACCAACUGGAGCGACCACCAGCAGGCCAUGGCGGAACGCGUCUCGCUGUCGUCCAAGUUGGCCCGUUCCCAAAGUGAGCUUCCCGCCAAGAGUAUGAAGGACAGCCUCCUGGAGGUCCACCUCCCUCUAGGUUCCGAGCCGCAGCUGCGAGAGAAAUACCUCACCUUCCAUAACACCGUCAGGUUUGGACGCAUCCUGGAGGACUUGGACAGUUUGGCAGUGCUCAUUUCGUACUCGCACACGUACAAUCCUGCCCUGAAGAGGUCGCCAUUGUCCAUUGUCACCGCCCUUGUGGACAAAAUCGACAUGAGGCAGCAGGUGAUCUAUCCGGACUGCGACAUCAAGUUCACGGGUCACGUGACCUGGGUGGGGAAGACCUCCAUUGAAGCCAAGAUGUAUAUGACCCAGUAUCGCAACGGAGCGUAUGCACCGGUUCUGGAUGCCACCUUUGUGAUGGUGGCACGCGACCCAGAGAACAAGAGAGCCGCCUUUGUAAAUCCUCUCAGUCCAAAAGCUCCAGAAGAGGAGGAACUCCUCAUGCAGGGAGAAGCUAACAAGUCCCGUCGGGUGGAGCUGAGCACAGCCUCCCUUUUGAAAGUGGCGCCCACGGCCGAGGAAAGGAAAAUCGUUCAUGGCCUCUUUCUCAACACGCUGGACACCAAGACGGUGAGCUUCCGCAGUCGGGUGUUGCCUCCCAACUCGGUAUGGAUGGAAGACGCGAAGCUGAAAGGAUUGGAGAUCUGCCACCCGCAGGAAAGGAACAUCUUCAACAGGAUUUUUGGAGGUUUCCUGAUGAGGAAGGCUUAUGAGCUGGGCUGGGCCAACGCCUGCUCCUUCGGGGGGUGUCGUCCCAGUCUGUUGGCCGUUGACGACAUUCUCUUCCGGAAGCCCGUGGAGAUCGGAUCCCUGCUGCUGCUCUCGUCGCAGGUAUGUUACACGGAGGGCAAGCACAUCCAAGUCCGAGUCCACAGCGAAGUCUUCGACCCGCUGACCCGCCAGCAUAACACUACCAACGUCUUCCACUUCACCUUCGCGUCAGACCGCGACGUCCCCAACAUUGUCCCUCAGACGUACGGAGAGUCCAUGUUGUAUCUGGAUGGGAAGCGUCACUUCAACCAAACAGUGGAAUCAAAUUGACGGGCAAGGUGCUGAAGCGUACGUGUGUGUCUCUUUGCUAUCCAAGACGCACACGCAUCAUGAUCACGUGUGUGUGUUACUUUUCGUGAUGUUUACAAGUCCGUCCCAAUGGGAACAUGUUUGACAUCUAUUUUGUUAUGUUCCUUUUCUUUUGGACCAGUCAGCGUGGACUCCACAGCUCAUCCACAGUAAGAUAGUUGUCAUACUUUAUCAUCUCCUGGGUGACUCUAAGCACUGCUUGAAUGUUAUAUGUAAUAUUUGGACUCUGUUACUCUCCUCAGUUACAUACUUCAUUCUGCCGGCGAAUUAUUUUUUUUCUUGGCCUUAUGAUGCAAUAAAUUGAUUUUUAUUUC